AUGGAUUGGAAGUUUCUCGAGGGUCUCCUUAGUGGAGUCAACAAAUACUCCACUGCCUUCGGGCGUAUCUGGUUGUCAGUUGUCUUUGUUUUUCGGGUGUUGGUCUUUGUCGUGGCUGCAGAGCGCGUCUGGAGCGAUGAUCAGGGACACUUCGACUGCAACACUCGCCAACCAGGGUGCACCAACAUCUGCUACGAUUACUUCUUCCCCAUCUCACACAUCCGUCUCUGGGCUCUUCAGCUCAUCUUCGUCACCUGCCCCUCAUUCAUGGUGGUUCUGCAUGUGGCCUACCGAGAAGAUCGCGAACGCAAAUACAAGGCGAAGCACGGAGAGAAUGCACGUCUCUAUGACAACCCAGGACAGAAGCAUGGUGGCCUCUGGUGGACUUAUCUAAUGAGUCUUUUCAUUAAGACGACCUUUGAGAUCACAUUUCUCUACCUGCUUCACCACAUCUACGAUAGCUUCAAGCUGCCCCGGAAGGUCCAGUGUGAUGUCAGCCCGUGCCCCAACCUGGUGAACUGCUACAUAUCACGUCCCACAGAGAAGACGGUGUUCACUUACUUCAUGGUGGGGGCAUCAGUCGCAUGUGUGGUCCUCAACAUCUGUGAGAUUUUGUAUCUGAUUGCGGCCCGGAUGGUGAAUCUCAAACAACAAGGCAGCAUGCGCACUCCAUCUAAAAGGAAACCCAUGGACUAUGACGGCUGUAAGGCCUCUCUGUCAUAG
This is a messenger RNA of Sphaeramia orbicularis (orbiculate cardinalfish), 723 nucleotides long. RefSeq names its product gap junction beta-3 protein-like. The transcript has a single exon. Lineage: Eukaryota; Metazoa; Chordata; Actinopteri; Kurtiformes; Apogonidae. Gene Ontology annotation, cellular component: connexin complex. The record is from RefSeq and is a predicted model, not a curated record. Bases 1 to 723 code for a protein of 240 amino acids. Gene Ontology annotation, biological process: cell-cell signaling. Gene Ontology annotation, molecular function: gap junction channel activity.